UUCAUUCCGACACGCACGUGGGUGUGCGGUCAGACAUCUGAGCGCGCGCUCUGAUAUUACUGACCGCACAUUACCUGGCUCGCGCGCGCGCCUGUGUGGUAAAUGUGUGUGUUUUUUCUUCAGAGGAGGUGAUAAAGCCACACACACACACGCGGAUAUUUUUAGAGAUGGCGAUCAAAGAAGUCUAACAUCGCAAAGAAAUUCAGCUUUUAAUCAAUCCAUCUGUUCGGUGUGAAUUAUGGAUGCUCUCGUGUGUGUGGUGUGGAGUCUGGUCCUGCUGAUGAACACACCGAGUCUCAAAGCUGAGUCGUCUACGUCCGUCCCAGCCUCGUCCACCGUGUCUCCAAACGACGCCGUCGACCUCUUCGUGACCUCAAGGACGUCUGACCCCAAAGAACCCAUUAGGAUGGACCUCUCUCGUCCCCCAUCUGCACCACAGCAGAUCAGCAGCACUAGCACAGAUGCAGACAAAGCACGAGGUGCAUCCAGUGCCUCCCUUCCUACCUCGACUCCCAUCAUGACCAUAAUUACGGACUCUAAAGAGCCCAAAACAGACGCUACCGUCAGGACGGACGCCGUUUGGCCUCAAGAAAGCAUCACUAGUCCUAAGAUGUCAACAACAAACACGACAGAAGGUUCUUCAGAUCUCACUCCACUGAGGAGCACCACCAUUACACCAGGAUCACCCAUCCCUACAUCUACCGAUCUCAGCGAAGAACAUCAAAACUCUUCUCUAUCCACCACCUCUGAGACAACCCCAACGGUAUAUUUAAUCCCACCUUCUAUUCCACCUUCUACUCUGAGAGACCUGAUCACUGGACCUGCUUCUUUAGAGAAAGAGAACCAGAAUGGACCAUCAGAACUAGAUGUUGGAGAUGAAGACUCAGACAAAGUGCCGUCUCCUUCACCAUUGGAUCCUUUGCUUGCUGGCCUGAUCUCCAUCUUCAUCAUUAGCACCGCUCUGCUCUCCAUCAUACUCUUCCUUAAAUUUCGCCAGCAAAGCGGCCAUCCUGAAUUCCACAGACUGCAAGACCUUCCCAUGGAUGAUCUCUUGGAGGACACGCCAUUGUCAAGAUAUUCAUACUAAAGAGGUUCCUGUGGUUCCUCGAACCAGGCUGAUGAAACUGCUUAUGGUGAGAUAUCAUGGGAACCAAACCAGCUCGAGAUACAAUUUGUUGGUUUUGUCAACAUUUUUAAAGAAUGGCAGUGAGGGAAAGGAUAUGUAGAACAUAAGACUGAACAAAACAUCGCCGUUACAGAGAUUUCUAGUCGAAUCGAUGCCAAGCGGCUUGCUUUGGUUCGACAUCUUAGUAAAAUAUCUGUUAGGUGAUGUUGUUUGGAGGAAAUCUGUAGUGCUUAUGAUAAUUUUUUCAGUUUUGUUUUGUUUGUUCUCUUCAGACCUGAACAAGAGAUUACGCUAAGCCAGUAAUUUAGCAUCUCAAAAGCUAACAGGUUUUCGUGCAAAAGUGGGCUGUAACUAGUACUUUGUAAAUACUAUUAAAUUUAGCAGUGAAUUAUGUUUUUAUUUUUAUUUUUUUGCAAAUAUGUUUGUAAUGUAACAUACCCACGUUUUUGUUUCUGCUUCUGUUUGUACCUAUUGUGUCAAUUCUAUUUAUUAUUGUACCAUUGAGUGCUUAGAAGAGUCCAAGUUGUGUGCAAAAGUUUACAUCCCCAUAGUUUUUUGAAUGAGAAAACAAAUCUUUUAAUUUUACAAAAAAAAAGGAGGAAAUUUCAAAACAUUCAAAUUUUAUAAACAGAAAUAAAAAGAAAAUUUUUUUGUUGUUAUUAAAUUUGUUUUAUGUUAUUGUAGGAUUAUUGCUUUUUUUUG
Messenger RNA from Hemibagrus wyckioides, 1828 nucleotides. RefSeq lists its product as uncharacterized. The transcript has 6 exons. The record is from RefSeq and is a predicted model, not a curated record. The coding region runs from base 239 to 1087 and encodes 282 amino acids. Lineage: Eukaryota; Metazoa; Chordata; Actinopteri; Siluriformes; Bagridae.